AGCUCCCAGCUGGAAUCCUCCGCUUCCGCUGGGUCACUGUCGCCGCUACUCCUUUUCUCCCCCUUAAAAGCUCCAAGGGCCACUCCCUUCUCUAGUGCUCCACGUCCGCUCGCCCUCGGGGGGCCAGACCAGCGACAUGGAGGGUUGCGCCGGGGAAGAAUCUUUUCAGAUGUGGGAGCUCAAUCGACGCCUGGAGGCCUACCUGACCCGGGUCAAGACGCUGGAGGAGCAGAACCAGCUGCUCAGCGCCGAGCUUGGGGGACUCCGGGCGCAGUCGGGGGACGUCUCCUGGCGAGCCCGAGCCGACGACGAGCUGGCAGCCCUGCGGGUCCUCGUCGAUCAGCGCUGGCGGGAGAAGCACGAGGCUGAGGUGCAGCGCGACAACCUUGCGGAAGAGCUGGAGAGCGUGGCGGGCCGGUGCCAGCAGGUGCGGCUCGCCCGGGAGCGGACCAUCGAGGAGGUCUCCUGCAGUCGGCGAGCGCUCGAGGCGGAGAAGAAUGCGCGGGGCUGGCUGAGCACCCAGGCGGCCGAGCUGGAGCGGGAGUUAGAGGCUCUACGAGCUGCGCACGAGGAAGAGCGCGCGCACUUGAACGCCCAGGCCGCCUGUGCGCCGCGCCGGCCCCCCGCGCUGGCCCACGCAUCCCCCGUCCGGGCCCCCGAAGUCGAGGAGCUGGCCAGGCGCCUAGGCGAAGUGUGGCGCGGGGCGGUGCGUGAUUACCAGGAGCGCGUGGCUCACAUGGAGAGCUCGCUGGGCCAGGCCCGCGAACGGCUGGGCCAAGCCGUGAGGGGCGCUCGGGAGAGUCGCUUAGAGGUGCAGCAGCUGCAGGCUGAUCGCGACAGCCUCCAGGAGCGCAGAGAGGCGCUGGAACAGAGAUUGGAAGGCCGCUGGCAGGACCGGCUGCAGGCCACUGAAAAGUUCCAGCUGGCCGUGGAAGCCCUGGAGCAGGAGAAGCAGGGUCUACAGAGCCAGAUAGCUCAGAUCCUGGAAGGUGGGCAGCAACUGGCACACCUCAAGAUGUCCCUUAGUCUGGAAGUGGCUACAUACAGGACUCUGCUGGAGGCGGAGAACACUCGGUUGCAGACACCUGGACGAAGUUCCCAGGCUUCUCUUGGCUUUCCCGACCCCAGACUGAAGCUGCAUUUCCUUGGGAUACCAGAGGACCAGCACCUGGGAUCUGUGCUCCAUGUCCUCAGCCCGACGUCCUUCCCUUCCCCCCUGCCUAAUACCCUUGAGACUCCUGUGACAGCCUUUCUGAAGACACAGGAAUUCCUUAAGGCCAGAACCCCCACCUUGGCCAGCACUCCCAUCCCACCCAUGUCCGAAGCUCCCCGUCCUACAAAUGCAGAGGUCAGAGCCCAGGAUGUCCCUCAUUCCCUGCUCCAGAUACAGGGUGGGAGGCAACAGGCUCCAGAGUCUCUUUGGGCUGAGGCCACAGUGCCCAGUUCUACUGGUGUACUCCCAGAGCUGGAGGAGCCUGGGGGCAAGCAGCUGGACCACUUCCCUGAUGGUCCAACCUCCUUAGCUCCACCCCUCAACCCUCACCACUCUAUUUUAGAGGCUAAAGAUAGAGAAUCCAGUGAGUCUAGAGUUUCUAGCAUAUUCCAGGAAGAAGAAGGGCAAAUCUGGGAACUUGUAAAGAAAGAAGCAGCCAUAGAGGUAAAAGUAGAGAACAUCUUAGCACAGGAAAUACAAGAAAGUGGUCUGGACACAGAAGAAAUUCAGGAUUCCCAGGGACCUUUGCAGAAGGAAACCCUGGAGGCUCUAGGAGAGGAGCCACUGAUGUCUCUGAAAAUCCAGAGCCAUGAGACCCCAGGAAAGGAGAAUUGCAAUUCAUCUAUAGAAGAGAACCCAGGGACACUAAAAAGCCCAGAAAAAGAAAAACAAACACCACUGAAGUCUUUAGAAGAAAAGAAUGUAGAGGCAGAGAAAACUCUAGAAAACGGGAUUCUUGAACUAUCUAAGCCUUUAGGAAAAGAAGAACCAAGAAUGGAGGAUCAAGAAUUAGUGUCUCCUGAACACACACUAGAGACAGUUUCAUUUCUAGGAAAGGAAAAUCAAGAAAUAGUGAGGUCUUCCGAAGAGCUGAACUUAGAAUCAUUGAUAACUUUUAAAGAAGAGAGCCAAUACCCACUGGGAUGUCCAGAAGCCGAGGACCAGAUGCUUGAGAGACUGGUAGAGAAAGAGGAUCAGAGCUUCCCAAGGUCUCCAGAAGAGGACCAGCAGGCAUUUAGACCUCUGGAGAAAGAGAAUCAGGAGUCACUAAGGUUUGAAGAAGCAGAAGACCAGAUGCUUGAGAGACUGGUAGAAAAGGAGAGUCAGGUGUCCCUGAAAUCUCCAGAAGAAGAGGACCAGAGGAUUGGGAAGCCUCUAGAAAGAGAGAAUCAGGAAUCUCUGAGGUCUCUUGAUGAAAACCAGGAGACAAUUGUACCACUAGAAAGCAGGAACCAGAGGCCACUGAGAUCUCUAGAAGUAGAAGAGGAGGAGCAGAGGAUUGUGAAACCUCUAGAAAAAGUGAGCCAGGACUCCCUCGAAUCUCUCGAAAAAGAGAAUGCGCAGCCACUAAGGUAUCUGGAAGAAGAUGACCAUGACCUCAUGAUUAAGAGCCUGCUAGAAGACAAGACUCAUGAGACCCUGGGAUCUCUUGAAGAUAGAAAUGGGGAGAACUUUAUACCACCAGAAAGUGAGACCCAGGGUUCUUUGAGGCCUCCAGAGGAAGAGGACCAGAGGAUUGUGAACCAUCUAGAAAAGGAAAGCCAGGAGUUCCUGAGGUCUUCAGAAACACAGGAAGAAGAAGAAGAAGAAGAGCAGGUGAUGGAGAGAUCUCUAGAAGGAGAAAACUAUGACCCACUGAGUUCUGUAGUGAAAGAGGAGCAAAUGGCUGAGAGCCAGCUAGAGGAAGAGAGUCAGAACUCCGUGAAGUCUCUUGAAGAUGAGAACCAGGAGACCUUUUGGUCUCUGGAAAAAGAGAAUCUAGAGUCCCUGAGGUCUCUAGCAGGACAGGACCAAGAGGAACAGAAACUUGAACAAGAGACCCAGCAGCCACUGAAGGCUGUAGAGGAUGAGCAGAGGGCAGUGAGCCCUCCAGAAAAGGUGGAUCCAGAGUUAUCAAAGCCUCUUAGAAAUGACCAGGAAGUAAUCAGAUCUCUUGAUAAAGAAAGUCAAGAGUCACUAGUGUCACUGAAUGAAGGAGGUAUGGAGACAGUAAAGUCUUCAGAAACAGAGAACAUAGAAUUACUGGAGACUGUGGGAGAGUGCCUGGGAAGAAGGAAGUCUGUAGACACUCAAGAGCCAUUGUGGUCUACAGAAGUGACUAGUCAGACAGUAGACCCUCUAGAAGAUGAGACCCAAGAACCACUGGGGUAUGUGGAUGAGAACCAAGAGAUGCUGACACCCCUUGAAAGGGAGAGUCAAGAACUGGGAUCUCUGGGCAAGUGGAACCCAGAGACUGUGGAAUCACCAGGAGGGUUGGAGGACAGUCAGCAGUGCCUGGAAGUGGAAGAGGGUCCGGAGUGGGAGCAGCACCAAGAGUCUCUGAGGUCUCUGGGAGAGGGGGAGCGGGAGCUGCCUGGAUCUGGAAAUCGACAGAGGUGGGAGGAUGUGGUGGAGGACGGAGAAGUGGGUCAGGAAGCAUCCCUGGGGACUACAGGAGUGGAAACUGAGGAUAAGGCAGAGUUACAUCUGAGGGGCCAAGGUGGGGAGGAGGAAGAGCUGCAGCAGGAUGUUGUGGGGGAGCCCAAGGAGCAGAGGGUCCCUGCUGAGCCCCUCGAUGAUCUGGAGGGACAACCAGAGCAGACGGGGGCCCUAGAGAUCCCAGUUGCUCAGGAAAUGCCAGAGGUGACAGAGCAAGAUGAGGACAGAGCCCAAGCAGGUGAACAAGACUCCGUAGAGGUGACCUUUGGGUUAGAGGCUGCCAGAGCUGGACUGGAACUCGAGCAGGAAGUGGUAGGGCUAGAGGACCCAAGGCAUCUCGCCAGGGAGGAGGCCAUUCACCCAUUCCCUGGGGAGGAAAGUGUGAAGGCAAAGAUAGCUCAGAGCUUGGAAGAGCCUGGAAAGGAACCAAAAGAGGCAGGUGCUCUGGACUCAGGCAUCCCUGAGUUACCCAAGACUAGCAGUGAGGCUCUGGAAUGCAAGGGCUGCGAAGAGUCUGGGGAGGGCUGGGGAGAAGAGGAGGCCUCGCUGGAGACCUCAGACCACGAGGGCAGCCAUGCCCCUCAGCCCAGGCCCCCCGAGACAGAGGAAGAUGAGGGUGUACAGGCAGCGCUAACAGUCCCUGGUCCCAUCCCGAUCUUGACAGAUGCCCAUGAGCUGCAGCCCCAGGUUGAGGGGAUUCAGGAGGCUGGGUGGCAGCCGGAAGCUGGGACUGAAACACUGGGAAGAGUAGAUGAGCCGGAGUUUGGUCGUGGGGAGACCCCCGAGGGCCUCCAGGAUUGGGAAGAGGAGAGAGAAGACAGUGAGGCCGAUAAGUUAGGGGAAACCCUCCCUGACUCUACUCCCCUGGGCCUCUACCUGAAGUCUCCUGCCUCCCCAAAGUGGGAGCUGGCUGGAGAACAGAGGCUUUCCCCUCAAGGGGAGGCCAGGAAGGAAGGCUGGGGUCCUGCUGUCCUGGCUGCCCAGGGUCUCAGUGACCCACCAGACGAAGAGCAGCAAGGCCAUGACCCUGACCUCUCAUCUGAGGAGUUUGAGGACCUAGGGACUGAGGCCUCUCUUCUUUCAGGGGUUCCCAAAGAGGUGGCUGAUCAUCUGGGCCAAGCGCCCCCAGUACUGCAGCCUGCAUGCUGGGAUCAGGGUGGGGAGUCUGAUGGGUUUGCUGAUGAGGAAGAGAGUGGGGAGGAGGGAGAGGAAGAAGAUGCUGAUGAAGAAGAAGGAGCAGAAGCAGGGGCUCAAUGGUGGGGACCAGGGCCCUCUGGUGGAGGUGUCAGGGUCCAGGAUAUCACCCAGAGAGGGGACCUGGAACAUGAAUCUGUGGGUGACAGCGGUCUCUGGGACGAUGGCUUGAGAGGCGCUGCAGCCGGUGUCCCUAUAACUGCCCUAGAGACGGUGUCUCAGGACAGCGCUGAGCCUUCCGGGCCAGAGGGGUCUGAGUCUGCUUCCUCGGAGGGGGAGGAAGAUCAAGCGACUGACCAUUUAGAUGCCCCCCAAGAGGUGACUAGCGUGGUCCCAGGGGCAGGAGAUACCUUUGAUAUCAGUGGCCAGGGCCCCAACUUGGUGUCAGAGCAAGUGAAUGGGAGGAUGGAGAAUGGGCUAGAGCAGGCUGAGGGGCAAGUGGUUCUGGAUGGGGAUGAGGAUCAAGGCCUCCCUUUACAGGGACAGGGUACCCUAAAGGCCCCUUUGGUAGGGUCUCCUGUGCAUCUAGGCCCAAGCCAGUCGCUGAAGUUCACUCUGAGUGGGGUAGAUGGAGACUCCUGGUCCUCAGGGGAAGACUAGAAACAGCCCCUCUGGCACUGAGGACUUAGUGGGGUGGGGGUGGGAGAUGUCCCUCCCUGCUCUGGGCCAGCUUUGAUAACUUGACCUGUGGUAUCUGUCCUGGAGAGGUGUGGCUGGCUGAGACGGAGGUGAGACCCUGCCUGGAUCACCCUGAAGGCUCAGGUCAGCUGAGCCCAUAGUUCAACGCCCCCCUUUCUUCUGUGGCUCACCUGCUGGAAGAGGCCUGGGCCCAGAGCUUUCCCACGAGGCUGCUCCGGCCAGAGCUCGCUAGCCCUGCUUGUCUACAGUAGCACCACCGGCACAGGGUCUGGUUGCAUGCCCAGAGGAGCUGAGGGCAGCAAUGAUGAGCGACCCCCUCCUCUCAUCUCAGCCUGCUGAGAUCUUGUUCCUCUCUUCCUCCCUUGAAUAAAGCUGUGUCCCUACCUACAA
Molecule: messenger RNA, 5854 nt
Organism: Mus pahari (shrew mouse)
Lineage: Eukaryota; Metazoa; Chordata; Mammalia; Rodentia; Muridae
Gene: Nes
Product: nestin
Exons: 5
Coding region: 137-5425 (1762 amino acids)
Biological process (GO): positive regulation of intermediate filament depolymerization
Cellular component (GO): intermediate filament
Molecular function (GO): CCR5 chemokine receptor binding; intermediate filament binding
Source: RefSeq, a predicted model, not a curated record